This is a messenger RNA of Ochotona princeps (American pika), 630 nucleotides long. RefSeq names its product fatty acid binding protein 4 (gene FABP4). Gene Ontology annotation, molecular function: fatty acid binding. The record is from RefSeq and is a predicted model, not a curated record. Gene Ontology annotation, biological process: fatty acid transport. Bases 73 to 471 code for a protein of 132 amino acids. Gene Ontology annotation, cellular component: nucleus; cytosol. Lineage: Eukaryota; Metazoa; Chordata; Mammalia; Lagomorpha; Ochotonidae. The transcript is spliced from 4 exons.
GGAGAGUCACAGCACCGUCGUGGAAGCUCCAGAUUUUGUCUUAGCUGGGAAAAGAACCCUACCAAGCUCAAGAUGUGUGAUGUGUUUGUAGGUACCUGGAAACUUGUCUCCAGCGAAAACUUUGAUGAUUACAUGAAAGAAGUGGGGGUGGGGUUUGCCACCAGGAAGGUGGCAGGCAUGGCCAAACCCAACAUGGUCAUCAGUGUGAAUGGGGAUGUGAUCACCAUUAAAUCUGAAAGCACCUUUAAAAACACUGAGAUUUCCUUCAAACUGGGCCAGGAAUUUGAUGAAGUCACUGCAGAUGACAGGAAAGUCAAGAGCAUCAUAACGUUAGAUGGUGGUGCUCUGGUUCAGGUGCAGAAGUGGGAUGGAAAAUCGACCACCAUAAAGAGAAAACGGGAGGAUGAUAAACUAGUGGUGGAAUGUGUGAUGAAAGGAGUUACUGCUACCAGAGUUUAUGAAAGAGCGUAAGACAAGGGAAACUGAGCUGGAGGCAAGCUUGCAUUGGAGUCUGCAACAUUCUGUUGGAAGCAUCGUUCAAUUAGAUACCAUUAUUUUCUACUAUUUAGCAAAGAGCUAAUUUUUCCCGAAGCUCACUUUAAUGCCUGUAGUUACAUUGAUUAAAUAAAA